This is a messenger RNA of Xiphophorus hellerii (green swordtail), 632 nucleotides long. RefSeq lists its product as uncharacterized. The record is from RefSeq and is a predicted model, not a curated record. The transcript is spliced from 2 exons. Bases 1 to 612 code for a protein of 203 amino acids. NCBI's taxonomy places the organism in Eukaryota, Metazoa, Chordata, Actinopteri, Cyprinodontiformes, Poeciliidae.
AUGUGUGCGCGUGCCGGUGUGCGCGUGUGCGUGUCUCUCACGGUGUUCCGGAGGUCCUGCAGCGCUACGCUCAUCCUGGAGCUGCGAGCCGGAGAGCAGCGCGCUACGGCCGGCCCAUCCUCCCCGGGCUGUCCGCCUGUCCGCUGCCUCCGCUGGGUCGGUGUGUCCGCCGCUGCCGCUGGAACAGAACCGGGAUCGGGACCGGGAGCAGAACCGGGACCGGGAUCGGGAUCAGGACGGGUUUCUGCUCUCUCCUCUCCUCUGCCUCUCCGUGACUCCUCAGACCCCGCCCAACAUCCAACCAGCCGCUUCCUCUCACAAACAAACACACCCCGAGACACACGGGGACUGACGUCAUCACACGGCCUACGUCACCUCCUCCAGCUCCCACAUCUAUCUAUGUAUCUGUUCUGGUUCUGGUGGAUCCGGGUGCGGCUCUGCAGCAGGGAGGAUUGUAACCCAGCGGGACGCAUAAAUAUCCUGAUUGCACCUGAAGGCAUCAGGGGGAUUCCGUCAGGAGCCUCUGAGAUGAUCCAGAAGCAUAAACAGUUCUGCCCCCUGCCGGCAGAAAGGUGGAACUGCGCCGAUGGAAACCUUCAGACUGAGUCUUAAAAAUAUAUUUAAUGUUGUUC